Messenger RNA from Loxodonta africana (African savanna elephant), 975 nucleotides. Its product is annotated as uroplakin-3b-like protein 1. The record is from RefSeq and is a predicted model, not a curated record. NCBI's taxonomy places the organism in Eukaryota, Metazoa, Chordata, Mammalia, Proboscidea, Elephantidae. Gene Ontology annotation, cellular component: membrane.
GGGGGCACCCGGGAGUAGCCUCCCUGAGCCCAGCACAGACGGUGGAGUCGCUGGGCUGCUGACGCUGUAGACAGCUCCUAGGACGGACAGAUGGUGCAACACUUGGCCUGGCGAUGGGGUUCAGGGGGACAGUUUCCGUUGUUGACAUCACUAUUGCUGCUGCUGCUGACUGGUCUCCGUUCUGGGACGUGCCUGGUCGCCCCAGAACUCAUCAGCUAUGUGCCCCGGCUCUCAAACGCCACCCUGGCAGGGAAGCUCACACAGUCCACCUUCACGCUGCAGCAGCCUCGGGGUCGGUUCAGUCCCAAAAUCUCUGACUUUGAUGCCAUCUGGCUGGUGGUGGCCCACAGCAAUGCCACCCAGAGCUUCAUUGCCCCACAGAGGGUGAAGGAUUCUCCUGCCCCUGCUGACUUGCCCCUGAAGGGCUACUACCUCACACUGAGGGCCAGUCGGGCGCUCUACCCGGGCGACCAGGCUGGUAACCAGCUCCAAGUCCUCCGAGUGGGCAAUGACACCCGCUGCUCCCUAACCACAAAGGGCUGCAACCACCCCCUGCCAGGCCCGGGCCCCUACCGGGUGAAGUUCCUGGUGCUGAGUGAUGACAGGGGGCUGGUGGCUGAGACAGAGUGGUCCGGUGAGACCCACCUGCAGCGAGCCGAGGUACUCCAGGCUUCCCCAGGGCCACAGACCGCGGGCACUGUGGUCAUCAUCACCUUCCUGUCAGUCCUGCUGGUCGUGCUCCUCACCGCCCUCCUGGCCCUGCUCAUCUACAUCUGCCCCUUCUCCCGCAAGCAGUUGCCCAUCUUCUGGGCCUGCGACUUGACCAUGGAAGACCAUGACCUCCUGCUCACAGGCGCCCAGGAAGCUCCUCAUUCCAAACACACAACACCCCUCCCCCCAACCCCUCCAGCCAAACCUCCAGCUGCCUGCAGCCUCGCUCCUCCUGGUCCCCUGGUGCUCCGGCACCCAGGAUGA